Molecule: messenger RNA, 1383 nt
Organism: Alexandromys fortis (reed vole)
Lineage: Eukaryota; Metazoa; Chordata; Mammalia; Rodentia; Cricetidae
Gene: Sfn
Product: stratifin
Exons: 1
Coding region: 168-914 (248 amino acids)
Biological process (GO): signal transduction; intracellular protein localization
Cellular component (GO): cytoplasm
Molecular function (GO): protein kinase binding
Source: RefSeq, a predicted model, not a curated record
GAGAAGAGGAGGAGGCAGGGCCCAAGGCCCAGGCCCGCCCAGGCCCCUCCCAACCCUUCUCCUGGCCUUGUCACCCCAGCCAAAAGGCAGACGGAGAGCAAGAGCAGCACAGAAUCCAGCAUUGGUCUCACGGCAGCCAGUUCGCCCGCCUGUCUGUCCUCGGAGUCAUGGAGAGAGCCAGUCUGAUCCAGAAGGCCAAGUUGGCCGAGCAGGCCGAACGCUAUGAGGACAUGGCAGCCUUCAUGAAGGGUGCCGUGGAGAAGGGUGAGGAACUCUCCUGCGAGGAGCGGAAUCUGCUCUCCGUGGCCUAUAAGAAUGUGGUGGGCGGCCAGAGAGCGGCCUGGAGAGUCCUGUCCAGCAUCGAGCAGAAAAGCAACGAGGAGGGGUCGGAGGAGAAGGGCCCCGAGGUGAAAGAGUACCGGGAGAAGGUAGAGACAGAGCUCCGCGGGGUGUGCGACACCGUGCUGGGCCUGCUGGACUCCCACCUCAUCAAAGAGGCCGGAGAGGCAGAAAGCCGCGUCUUCUACUUGAAGAUGAAGGGUGACUACUACCGCUAUCUGGCUGAGGUGGCCACUGGCGAUGACAAGAAGCGCAUCAUUGAUUCUGCCCGCUCAGCCUACCAAGAGGCCAUGGACAUCAGCAAGAAGGAGAUGCCGCCCACCAACCCCAUACGCCUGGGCCUGGCCCUGAACUUUUCUGUCUUCCACUACGAGAUAGCCAACAGCCCCGAGGAGGCCAUCUCACUGGCCAAGACCACCUUCGACGAGGCCAUGGCCGACCUGCACACCCUCAAUGAGGAAUCCUACAAGGACAGCACCCUCAUCAUGCAACUGCUGCGAGACAACCUGACGCUGUGGACAGCCGACAAUGCUGGGGAAGAGGGUGGAGAAGCUCCGGAGGAGCCCCAGAGCUGAAGCCGUCUGUUCCCUCCCUGCCCUGCCUUGCUCUCCAGUCCCCAGUCAGCAGAGAGGACUAAGACGGAGUGGGACCCGGCCCUUUCCCACCCCCUGAAUGUUCUGCCACACCCUGAAAGCCUCCUUGGAAGGGGUGCAGCCAGGCUGAGGCCACCAGGGGCUGGGGAUCCCACACUUCAUGCAGCUAUCUGGUGGGUGUUCCUAGCCCUGCCCACCCCUGCUCUCUGCACCCCGACUUCCUUACACCACUCCCGAACCUGCCCCUGCCUCCCCCCCCCACUCCUCCAUCUCGUACCUGUUGCUUCUAGAUCCUAGGAAUCGAGGAGGCUCCCACCCCUGUGGCUGGGACCUGGACUGAGGCAAGGGCUAUCUAUGUGUGUGCGUGCGACUGUGUGUGAGAGAGAAUGAGAAGAAACACAUGUUUGCUGGGUGUGACCAUGUUUCCUCUCAAUAAAGUUGCCCUGCGACA